UUGAAUGUUUUCACGUAUGCUUACACGUCUUCCUCAUAACCUUUCACACUUAUUAUGCACAAAAUUCAAAUUUCUCAUUCAUCUUCUCUGACACAUUUUCCAUUACUACUUUACCUUCCAUUGGAGAGCACCACAUUUUCUCUCUCUCUCUUUCUCUCCCUUCCUCCAAUGAUGAAGAACUCAACAACAACAACAACAAAAACAACCACCCUUUUUGUCAUUUUGCUCUUUCUCCAUUCCUCACUUGCUCUCAAGGAGGGACAAAUAUGCUUAGCAGAUAAAAACUGUGAUUCUGGUUUACACUGUGAAACGUGUGUGGCUAAUGGAAACUUGCGACCAAGGUGCACUCGUACACAACCAGUUAACCCUACUUCAAAGGUGAAAGGGUUGCCAUUUAAUCGGUAUUCAUGGUUAACAACACAUAAUUCAUUUGCACUUUUGGGUCAGAAAUCAGCAACAGGGUCUGUGAUUCUUGCUCCCACCAAUCAGCAAGAUACCAUUACCUCUCAGCUUAAUAAUGGUGUACGAGGAUUGAUGCUCGACUUGUAUGACUUCGAGAAUGAUGUUUGGCUGUGUCACUCAUUUGGUGGCCAGUGUUUCAACUAUACAGCUUUUCAACCUGCCAUCAAUGUUCUCAAAGAGAUCCAAGCAUUUCUCGAAGCAAAUCCAUCGGAGAUUGUUACUAUCAUUAUCGAAGAUUACGUUACUUCGCCAAAAGGCCUAACAAAGGUCUUUAACGCUGCUGGUCUGAGAAAGUACUGGUUUCCCGUAUCUCGAAUGCCAAAAAAUGGUGGAGACUGGCCAACAGUAGAUGAUAUGGUCCAGAAGAACCAACGUUUAGUAGUCUUCACUUCAAAAUCAGCUAAGGAAGCUUCCGAAGGGAUAGCCUAUGAAUGGCGAUAUUUAGUAGAAAACCAAUAUGGAAAUUCAAAUGGAGGAAUGAAGGCCGGUUCGUGUCCAAAUCGCGCAGAAUCACCGUCUAUGAACACAACAUCUAGAUCGUUAGUCCUAGUGAACUACUUUCGAGAUCUUCCAGAUGAAACUCAAUCUUGCAAGGACAAUUCAGCUCCUUUGCUUAACAUGGUUAACACUUGCUAUCAAGCAGCCGGAAAACGUUGGGCUAAUUUCAUUGCUGUUGAUUUCUACAAGAGGAGUGAUGGAGGUGGAGCUCCAGAAGCAGUUGAUGUAGCGAAUGGUCAUCUAGUAUGUGGAUGUGGAAACAUAGCCUCCUGCAAGGCUAACAUGACAUUCGGAGCAUCAUGUCAGUUGCCUGAGGCUGAACUAGCUCCAGCCCGUGAAGCAGCACAGGAAUCCAGCUUUAGCAUUCUAAAUUGCAAGCCAGCUAGUUUAUUGUUGUCUUUUGCCAUUACACUUUUGGCCAUGCUCUUGGCAUUGUGAAAGGAUUUGGAUUUGGUGUAGUAACUCAGUCACGCAGCUUUCCAUCGCAACCAUUUGAUCUUAAAUUAUCUCGCUUUUUCCACUGCAGAGAAUCUGGGUCCUUGUUAUAGUAAAACUGAUUAUGCGAUAAGACACUGCUUGUUUAGAAUAAUAUAGAUGAUUUUGUGUAGUGGCUUUUUGUUUUAUUGUUUAAUGUAGGAGUGAGAUUUGAAAGCUGUAAUUUAUUUAUUUUUUUCUUUGGUGCAAAUUGUAUUUGUAAUUUUAUAGUCUGGUUAGGAGUGAAUUCAACUGUCUCAUUAACCUGAUACUAUUCUGAAAUUGUUAAUGUGGUGAGUGAUAUGGUAUUUUAUUU
Molecule: messenger RNA, 1750 nt
Organism: Vicia villosa (hairy vetch)
Lineage: Eukaryota; Viridiplantae; Streptophyta; Magnoliopsida; Fabales; Fabaceae
Product: PI-PLC X domain-containing protein At5g67130-like
Exons: 9
Coding region: 55-1398 (447 amino acids)
Biological process (GO): lipid metabolic process
Molecular function (GO): phosphoric diester hydrolase activity
Source: RefSeq, a predicted model, not a curated record